CUUCCAAACUGUCAAGUACAGCAACCUUCACGUAGCUGUCCAUGUAGUAACUGUAUCAGAUUGUAAAAGUGUUACGAAGAGCAAAAACAAAGUGGUUGGCUCAUUUAUUACCCCGUUCUGCCGAUAGGUUAGUGGUUGGAAAUGUAUUGGGCUGCAUGGUUGCAACUGGACAAGUUAUCUUUCAAAUUGGAAAUGGUUUGACAGCUCGCUGCCUAUGCCUUGCCCACGAAGGCGCCCCAACAACGGAACAUGUCGCGACGGAGUAUGAGGCUGGUUUUAGGGGGAUACUACAACCAAUCCUCCGAGGAUGACGAAUCCUCCUCAGUUUCCUACAGGGAGAGCCCUGUGAGGGUCUUUACCAAGAGGAAGAGAGGGGGUCAUAACGUGGCCUCCACUCGUACCUCCAGCCGGGCCAACAGCCUGGCUAGCACCACUAGCACGAUGGAGCCACUCAGUACUGCUGAGGACAACAUUGGGGUCUCAAGUUUGGUUCAGAGGAGGAAGACCUUCCAGGAGCCUCCCAGUGUGGCUCCAGCACCAGCCCCCAGCCUGAAUCUGGCUCCUAGCCCCAGGGGCUUCCCCUCCUGCCAGACCAGCCUUAACCAGGCCCAGAGCCAGAGCAGUGCCAUGGACAGCUCUGGUUACUCCUCUUCAGAGGCAAGACGUUUCAAAGGACACUCUGGAUACACCUCUUUGUACGGACAAAGGGCUAGCACCAGCCAGAGCUCUGGCGCCAGCAGGAAAAGCGCCAGCUGGACCCCUCCGUUUGUCCCUGCCGGUGUGGGAAAGGCCAUUCUAAUUGCCUUCCUCGUCCUCUUGACUUUUGGCUGCUGGCACCUUGCCCCCUUAGUAUGGUCCACCCUGACUCCGACUAUGACCCUGAACCGACCAGUCAUAACCCCGACUCCACCCCCUGUCUUCAGUCUGCCUCCCAAGGCUAUGGAUGAAGCGUCGGUAUUCAAUUCUGCUUUGGAAGCCAAGAUGAACACCAUCCUGACAGAAAUAGAAACUCUUAAGAAGAAAGACCACCAGCAGAAAUUUGUUACCGAGAUGGUAGAGAGACUACAGACAGACUUGACAGACGUGAGGACAGACAUGAGGAAUGUGAGAGUGAACAGUGUGGAUCCUUUGGAUUGGGAACGUCGUUUGAGCCAGCAGACAGCCGGCUUCUCCAGUCAGGUAGACGACCUCAAGGAGCAACACACACAUGUCAGGGGGAGAAUCGCUGCCCUGGAGGACCAGACUGCCACGCUGCAGCAACAGGUCUACUCUGUCCAGAACCAGCCUCCCCCAGAGCCCGGCCCCACCAAAGCCAACGCACACCUGACCACCGAGCUCAAAGAGGCCAUGGCCAAAUGGCUGCAUGAGAAUUUGCCCCAUAAUGAGCCACGGAUAGUGAAAGAGAUUGUGAAGGACUGCAGUCCUCCAUUGGCCGACAGGAUGCCGGACUUUGCCUUAGAGUCCCAAGGUGCAAGCAUUGUGAGCACUCGGUGUUCCGAGACGUACCGCACUCGCUCGGCAUGUGUGACCUUCCUGGGCAUACCUCUCUGGUACUCCUCUGAGAGCCCCCGCACUGUUAUCCAGGGCCAGCCUGCGCAGGCUGGGAAGUGUUGGGCGUUCCACGGUGCGCAGGGCACCUUAGUCAUCGCCCUGUCUCAUCCCGCUCGACUCACCCACGUCACCCUGGAACACCUGCCUGUAUCCACCGCCCCCACCGGACGCAUCGACAGCGCCCCCAAGGCCUUCUCUGUCUAUGGUAUGUCCACCGAGACAGAAGACGGCACCUGCCUGGGAACCUUCACUUAUGACCAGCAUGGAGAGCCAAUCCAAACCUUCCAACUGCCCAACCCUACCACAGCCAUCUAUCGCUAUGUGGAGCUGCGCGUUCUGAGUAACUGGGGUCACCUAAAGUACACGUGCGUGUACCGUUUCCGUGUUCACGGACACAUGGCCCCAUCCUCCACAUGAGAAGGGCUCACCGUCCACCGUCUACCCCAUCCGCAGACCUCAGAGAGGCUACGCUUUCAUGUUCCGUCAACAUCAUGACAGAACAGUCUAAAUAAAUCCCUCUAUUUUGCAGAAUCAGGGUGAUUUCAUACACUGGCUUCUGUCUAGUGCGAGGUUAGAGGUCGUGAGGUUAAAGAUCUAUAGUGAUUUUUUUUUUUGUGCUGACCUGGUGGGAGUAAGGGGAUGGGUUUUUCUGAGAUCGAAGUUUGUGUGCGUGUGCUUUUGAGCAUAGAUUGUUUGUUUGCAUUUUGUCUGGCCACAGCAGGCAGACAUUUCAGAUUGUACCUUGAAGGUGUGUGUAUAACAGUCCUGCCUGUGUUACUGGACUCUUAUUCAGUUAUUUUGUUUUCUUUUAUUUGUAUCUUAUACAACAGUUGAAUUAUGUUGAGAACGAACGUUGUUGUGGAUGUAUAUUUUGGAAGUAUCAAGAUGUUGUUAAUAUAUUUUAUUGCGAUUAGGAUGUAAUGUGGUUGCAAAUGAUUAUUUUCUGUUGCUCUGAAUGACUAUAGAAGUUUUUGAAGUAUCUUGCCAAUAGGCAUCCUAUUGAAGGAUGUAUGAUAUGAUUUGAGAUGCUUGAUAUACAGGCGUUUCCGUUUCCUUACACACUAUUACCGAAUGGAAAGAAAUAGGCAGGGUGAGUAUCCAUGAGUAUUGUCUUUACUCAAAAACGCAUCUUAGUUUUACAUGGCUUGUCACGUUUAUUUAUUUAAAGUUACUCUUUUAAAAUGUAGCCUUUUUGUUGUUGUUGAACAAUUAAAAUCAUUUUGAUAGUAGUGAAAGCACAUCCAGGGCAACUUCCCAGAUGCAAGGUACAAAUCAUAGAAAAUAAAUACAUAUUUUGUCUUGAGUAACUCUUUCCUCUCAAAAGCAAUGAGGCCAUUUCAAUGUCAGUGAGUCCAAAUGUCAGGGUUUCUACUUCCAAACAUUUGUAAAUGGUACAAAAGUAACCUACACAUUGCUAUUGUAUGAUUUAAAUCAUCUGAAUGUUUUUAGGAGUCAUGUGUAACUUUUUGUACAUUUACAGUAUUAUUAAUUUAAACAUUUUGCAGUAGUGGUACAGACUAACAAAAGUGAUUGAUUGUAAGAAAAUAAUAAUAUGAGAAAAGAAUCAUAUGAUUUGCUCUCAAUAGCACUUUGAGGUAUUUGUUUUGAUCUGAAGUUACAACUCCGGGUCAAUUUCUGUUUACUUAUUUUCUGUUGAAUUGGACAAAGAAUGUUUCCAUUAGGAAUGCAAUUUAAAUUCCUGAAAUGACUGGCAAUAUAUACAUAAUGAAUGUGUAUGACAUCUUUUUCUACUCUUUUUAAAAUACCCUUUUUGUUUUGUUGUGUUACUUUCAUGCAAUAGUUAUUUGAAAGCGAGGCAUCUUUUUAACAGGUAUUUCAGAUGUUUAGAAUUGGGUUUAAAAAAAAAUUGUUUAGCUAGGUGUGUGUUCAAUUGGCACAAAACAGAAUCUUUGUUUAUUAUUUUUUUUAAACAGUAGGAUUUAAAAAAUGUUGGUAGUACCUGAACUUGUUCCAUAAAAAAAAUGCUUAAAUUAUUUUAUUGCAAGACAUUUUUGCUACAUGGUGCUCAACAGAACACGGCCCAGGUGAACAUCGUCAUAUUUAUUUAAUUAGGGUCUUUGUGUUUUUAUUUAUUUCUUUAAUCAGUGGUCCAACUUAUUUAAUUGAUUUGUUAUUGAUGAUGCAUCAAUAUUGUAGCAUGUAAUUAAUGCAGGCUAAUAUAUUGAGACAGCAGAAGUCUUCCCUUUGACUGUUAUAGCCGGGGGUGCUGGCCUGUGGUAGAAUAAGGUUAAGAGUGACAUUGAGGUGACUAAUGAAACCUAACUUCUGCUUUUACCUCCUGAUUAUUUUCACUGCAAUCGCUCAGCAAUUCGAUGCAUUCAUUGAUUUUAUAUAUAAGAUUUUGGAAAGAUUAUAUUUUAUUUUGUUAAAGUAUAGCAAAGUACUAUGGUGCUUAGGUUUUAUACACACCAUAGCCUUAAAUCACAGGGAUUCACAUGGAGUUAUGUCACUAGACUCUCUGAAAUGUGCACUUGUUCACUUUCUAUCAGGGAUUGCUUUAAAAAAGAAGGGUCAUCUGGAAUUGUUACAUCCAUUUUUGGACUUUAAGAUGAACUAGAUGGUCCAGCUAACCAUAAUGAUAGAUGUGUGUUACUGAGAUGGUGUUGAUAGUGUCCAUGUGCUUGUGUGUCGUUAUUUUUAAAUACAUUUGCAAAAAGGUUCUAAACACCCGUUCUUGCUUUGUCAUUGUGUGGUAUUGUGUCAUUGUGUGUCAUUGUGUGUCAUUGUGUGGUAUUUUGUCAUUGUGUGGUAUUGUGUCAUUGUGUGGUAUUGUGACAUUGUGUCAUUGAGUGGUAUUGUGUCAUUGUGUGGUAUUGUGUCAUUGUGUGGUAUUGUGUCAUUAUGUGGUAUUGUGUCAUUGUGGUAUUGUCUGUAGGUUGAUGAGGGGAAAAACUAUUUAAUACAUUUUAGAAUAAGGCUGUAACAAAAUGUGGGAAAAAGUAAAGGGGUCAGAAUAAUUUCCUAAUGCACUGUAUUCAUAGUUUGGUUGAAUAGGAAAUACAUCAUAUUUAAUAUUUUGUACCAUAUUUGUACUGUGUACUUGCUUGUGUCUUUGAAAGUGACUACACCUCAGCAAUUUAUAACUAUAAAGUUAAGAUUUUAACCAGCAUUACUUGUUAUUGUUUAUGGCCUGCUCAUGAUAAAUAAUUACUUUAGGCAUUACUUCGAUUACAUUUAGUUACAUUUAAUAUGAAGUGAAAGCCCUGUACAUUUAUUGGACCCUGAUUCAGUGAUUGAUAGGAGUGAUGACCAAUGGAGCUGAGUUUUCACCAAUAACAUUACCAGGGUGGCUGUAGAAAAGGCCCAUGGAGUUGGUGGAAUACUCCUUUAAUUCAUUGCCAUUUACUCAGCUGGGCCAGGGGCACUUUAAUUAGGUCAGGUGGAAAUGUCCGACAGAUCUCAACUCCAUAAAAGGAGGAAAUUGCCAUCGCCUGAUCUCGCUGCUUUCUCUUCCUUAACUCCAUCUCAUCCAGAAGUUCUGUGCGUCCAUGAAUCCACCGACUCUUACCUUUCAUCUGAAUUAUCAGUUGCGAUCGGGAGAGUGGGUCAUUCAGUUACUGUUAAUAGUUAUUACCGCGGAGCGCAGCUUCAAACAUAUUGUGUAAUGUGAAUUGUCAAUGAUCACGGAUCGUCAUAGGCCAAUUAUGCAAUCGAUAUGGUUCAUGUGUAUUGAAAUGAAUUAUAUGUACACGAAGACAAUUGAAAGAGUGAAAUGAGAAACGUCAUUGUUUGCUAACUGAUUGACUUUGAUCAUGGAGAUUAUAGAUUGUAUAACCAUUCACUGUUUGUAUUCUUUCAUGAUUUAUGAUAAAUAGUUAUGAGCCGAAAUGACUCGCGGAUGAUUACUAUUGACUUCUUAAUGAACUGGACUGUUGAAUUACUUAACUUAUGUUAAUAAUGACUGAUAUGAUUUGAUCUUUGAUUAUGAAUUUGAUUGUAUACAUGUUAUUUGUUUCCUUUGUGAUGCAGCACAGACUACUCAGUAAAUAUACCACUUUAUGGUUAAA
Oncorhynchus keta (chum salmon) is the source of this 5579-nucleotide messenger RNA. RefSeq names its product SUN domain-containing protein 2-like. Gene Ontology annotation, cellular component: meiotic nuclear membrane microtubule tethering complex; nuclear envelope. The transcript has 14 exons. Gene Ontology annotation, molecular function: protein-membrane adaptor activity. The record is from RefSeq and is a predicted model, not a curated record. Gene Ontology annotation, biological process: nuclear envelope organization. Bases 250 to 1968 code for a protein of 572 amino acids. Lineage: Eukaryota; Metazoa; Chordata; Actinopteri; Salmoniformes; Salmonidae.